Messenger RNA from Trichechus manatus latirostris (Florida manatee), 6949 nucleotides. RefSeq names its product transducin-like enhancer protein 4. Gene Ontology annotation, molecular function: protein binding; transcription corepressor activity. Gene Ontology annotation, cellular component: nucleus; transcription regulator complex. The record is from RefSeq and is a predicted model, not a curated record. Gene Ontology annotation, biological process: regulation of DNA-templated transcription; negative regulation of canonical Wnt signaling pathway. Bases 1021 to 3345 code for a protein of 774 amino acids. NCBI's taxonomy places the organism in Eukaryota, Metazoa, Chordata, Mammalia, Sirenia, Trichechidae. The transcript is spliced from 20 exons.
GGAGGGCGCCCCAGAGAGGUCGCGUGGCCGGCCGGUGAUUGUAGUCAAUCUGGUCAAAUCCUCAGCCUUACUCGCCGUGGGCGGACUACAUCUCCCGGGAUGCUCCGCGAUCCCUCACGGACGAUUGUGAAUAUGUAUCAGAAUGUUAAUGAUUAGCUGCUGCUAAAUUUGGUCAAAGAAGUCACCUACACAGAGCGUGUUGUUAGAGCUGUUCUGAGCGGGUGUUUGGGCUGUUGGCUGCUUUCUUCCCCCUCUCACACACUUGUAUAUUAUUUUGAGGUGGUGUUCGCAGAGUUUGAAAGGAGAGAGAAUUAAAAAAAACAGCCGCAAGCGUUUCACUUUUAUUUUUAUAAUCCCCUUCAAUUUGGGGUUAAAAAAAGACAAGAAAACAGGAAGGAAGAAAAAUAAGGAAAUGAGAUGUGGUAAAAGAAGCUAAAAGGUGCCUUUUAAAAGAUCGUUGCUGUGAAGUGAAAAAAAUCUCCAGAGAAACUAAAAAGCACCGCCGAGACCUCUUCCGAACCAAAGGAGUUUGUGUUUGCUUUUAGGAAAGAAGAGAUCAUUCAUUCGGAGGAAUAACAACCAAUUAAAAGACAAAUAAAAAGUUUGGAGUGGGGCGCAGAGCGAGCGAGCGAGCGAGGGAGCGGCGCUGCCGGCGGCCAGUCGGCUGCGGAGCUCGCACUUUCCCGGCCGAGCCGAGCGGCACGGCUGUGGCGCUGGGCUCGGCAGGCGCGCCUCUGCGGAGCGAACGUCGGAGCGUUGCCGCGGGAGACGCGCGCUGGACAAUGCCCGCGGCGGGCCAGUGACGCCCGCGGGGAAUGCGGAGCGGCCCGGCCGCCGGGACCCAGUCGCCGCCGCCGCGCGUUCCUCCCGGCCGCGUCACGCAAGACCCGGCGGGGGCCCCGACUGCCCGAGCCGCCCCUCGGACCCGGCCGGCCGUCUCCGCCGCCGCCUCCUCCUCGGGACCAUUAAAGCCAAUGAGCCGCGCGCCUCUGCCUAGAGCAGCCAACUAAAUCGGUUUGGAUGAUUCGCGACCUGAGCAAGAUGUACCCGCAGACCAGACACCCGGCACCGCAUCAGCCUGCACAGCCCUUUAAAUUUACAAUUUCCGAGUCCUGUGAUCGGAUUAAGGAAGAGUUUCAGUUUUUACAGGCUCAAUACCACAGCCUGAAGCUGGAAUGUGAGAAACUCGCCAGUGAGAAGACGGAGAUGCAGCGGCAUUAUGUCAUGUAUUAUGAAAUGUCCUAUGGGUUGAAUAUAGAAAUGCAUAAGCAGGCAGAGAUUGUCAAGAGGCUGAAUGCUAUCUGUGCACAAGUCAUUCCUUUCCUGUCCCAAGAGCACCAGCAACAAGUGGUGCAGGCUGUGGAACGGGCCAAGCAGGUGACCAUGGCAGAGCUGAACGCCAUCAUUGGGCAGCAACAACUCCAGGCCCAGCAUUUAUCACAUGGACAUGGUCUGCCGGUACCUCUGACUCCACAUCCUUCAGGCCUUCAGCCCCCUGCUAUUCCACCCAUCGGUAGCAGUGCCGGGCUUCUGGCCCUCUCCAGUGCCCUGGGAGGCCAGUCCCACCUUCCAAUUAAAGAUGAGAAGAAACACCAUGACAAUGAUCACCAAAGAGACAGAGACUCCAUCAAGAGCUCUUCAGUAUCCCCGUCAGCCAGUUUCCGAGGUGCUGAGAAGCACAGAAACUCGACCGACUAUUCCUCUGAUAGCAAAAAGCAGAAAACUGAAGAAAAGGAAAUUGCAGCUCGUUAUGACAGCGAUGGUGAGAAGAGCGAUGACAACUUGGUGGUUGACGUCUCCAAUGAGGACCCAUCUUCGCCUCGAGGGAGCCCAGCACAUUCCCCGAGAGAGAAUGGCCUGGACAAGACACGCCUACUCAAGAAAGAUGCCCCGAUUAGUCCAGCUUCUAUUGCAUCUUCCAGCAGUACUCCUUCCUCCAAAUCCAAAGAACUUAGCCUUAAUGAAAAAUCUACUACUCCUGUUUCAAAAUCCAAUACCCCAACUCCACGAACUGAUGCACCGACCCCCGGCAGUAAUUCCACUCCCGGACUGAGGCCUGUACCCGGAAAACCACCAGGAGUUGACCCCUUGGCGUCAAGCCUGAGGACCCCCAUGGCAGUACCAUGUCCAUACCCAACCCCGUUUGGGAUCGUGCCCCAUGCUGGGAUGAAUGGAGAGCUGACCAGCCCUGGGGCCGCCUAUGCUGGGCUACACAACAUCUCCCCGCAGAUGAGCGCAGCUGCGGCCGCCGCGGCUGCUGCCGCUGCAUAUGGCCGAUCACCAGUGGUUGGAUUUGACCCACACCAUCACAUGCGUGUGCCAGCAAUACCUCCAAACCUGACAGGCAUUCCAGGAGGAAAACCAGCAUAUUCCUUCCAUGUUAGUGCAGACGGUCAGAUGCAGCCUGUCCCCUUCCCCCCCGACGCCCUCAUUGGACCUGGAAUCCCCCGACAUGCUCGCCAGAUCAACACCCUGAACCAUGGGGAAGUGGUGUGUGCUGUUACCAUCAGCAACCCCACGCGGCACGUGUACACGGGUGGGAAGGGCUGCGUCAAGGUCUGGGACAUCAGCCACCCUGGCAACAAGAGUCCUGUCUCUCAGCUCGACUGCCUGAACAGGGAUAACUACAUCCGUUCCUGCAGAUUGCUCCCUGAUGGACGCACCCUAAUUGUUGGAGGGGAAGCCAGUACUCUAUCCAUUUGGGACCUGGCGGCUCCGACUCCGCGGAUCAAGGCGGAGUUGACGUCCUCGGCUCCUGCCUGCUACGCCCUGGCCAUCAGCCCCGACUCCAAGGUCUGCUUCUCGUGCUGCAGCGACGGCAACAUCGCCGUGUGGGACCUGCACAACCAGACGCUGGUGAGGCAGUUCCAGGGCCACACAGAUGGAGCCAGCUGUAUUGACAUUUCUAACGAUGGCACCAAGCUCUGGACUGGCGGUUUGGACAACACGGUCAGAUCCUGGGACCUACGUGAGGGGCGACAGCUACAGCAGCACGACUUCACGUCCCAGAUCUUCUCUCUCGGCUACUGCCCUACUGGAGAGUGGCUCGCCGUGGGAAUGGAGAACAGUAACGUGGAAGUGCUACAUGUCACCAAGCCCGACAAAUACCAGUUACAUCUUCACGAGAGCUGUGUGCUGUCGCUCAAGUUUGCCCACUGUGGUAAGUGGUUUGUAAGCACUGGAAAGGACAACCUUCUGAACGCCUGGAGAACACCUUAUGGGGCCAGUAUAUUCCAGUCCAAAGAAUCCUCAUCGGUGCUUAGCUGUGACAUCUCUGUGGAUGACAAAUACAUUGUCACUGGCUCUGGGGAUAAGAAGGCCACGGUCUAUGAAGUUAUUUAUUAAGGACAGAUCUUCAUGCGAACUGGACUCCUCCUUGUAGCACUUUGUUCUGUCAUCCUUUUUCCUGCCCUCAUCUAAAACCAAGGAUUCCAAAUGCUCAUUGCAGUUGUGGAGUUUAAUCCCCUUCCUUAACCUCACUUCCUACUUGCUAUUGAAUUGUGAAUACUCAUUAAGAACCUGUGAUACCAAAUCUUCAGCUAUCUACUUGGAAGAACAUGGGAUAGGCAUACUUAACAGUGAACGGAAUCUUUAAUUAUGUAUUAUAUCUGUAAUAUAUUUAUUUUGUUUAAAGAAGGCUUUCUAACAAUGACUGACUAAAUAAAGCUGUCUGCUCCUGCAUUGAUAAUGAAGAUGCGUCAUAUUUGAUACCCUUCCUCCCCCCUUUUUUUGGCAAAGGAGGGGAAAGGAAGGUUUAAAAGGAUUGGUUAAAAAAUGUCACUAAAUGUAGACUAAUGGCUGUAUAGAGAUGUGAAAUGUAUAAUUACACAUGAAGCAAUAUGUUGCUGUGAUGUUAAAUUUUUAGGUUUUUUUGUUUUUACCUUUUUUUUUUUACUUAUUUUAAAGAAGUUUGGGAACUUGGCUGAACAAUUAGAACAUGACAGGUCAAGUCAUAUUCAUUUGCAUCUGUUUGGACAAGUUUAACCGUAUAUCUAUAGCUUUAGUCGUAUUCUCUAAAAAUAAUUGGAUUUUUCUUUUAUUUUUUCUUCUCUUACUGACAAGUGUCUUUGUAAUAUGUUUUUAAUUCCUUUUUUUAUUGUAUUAUAGACAGAUGAACAAAUUAAUUGGCCUCCAAGAGACAACUUAAUCCCUGCUGGAUAUUUUUGCCAUGUUUCUUUGCCAAGGGAGAUGUGUAUCUUUGGGCAGUUUUGUCGUUAUAAGAAAUUAGGGGCUAUUUUUUGGCAUGUUCUUUGGGAACUGCGCAGAUAAGGGGGACGAUUCCUACCACUGUGCAAGCCCAGUCUUUUACAAAAGAAGGGGAGCAGAGGAGGACUUGCAAGGACCUCCCUCUGAAAAACAGGAAGAAUGGACUCUCACCUGGGAUGAGGACUUGCUUGCUUUAUCUCCGGUUCUUUCCGUGUCUUAAUUGGAUGUCCCUGAUACGGACACAGGCAGUGCCGUUGUGCCAGAAACAUCGUGUUAUCUUUUCUGUUGUUGUUGUUGCUGUUAAACUAUGAUAUGUGACUCCUUUUUUUAAUUAUUUUUUUGUUUGAAUGCUUUAAAAAACCUUUUAAGUCUGUGGAUCUGCUGAUGUACAGUGCCUUUGCUGCUAUGGAUCAAAAUCAAAAGAACCGUGUAGAUAAACUUUAUUGUAUAAGUAGAAAAGUACUUAAUUUCAUACUAGAAAUGGAUGGAUGCUGCAAGUUGAAAUGGACUGUCCAUUGACGUUCCUAAUGUGGUAGCAGAAAAAAAAAAUGGUGUCUUAAGUGCUCAGUGUUUGAUGUCAUUAACAGUUUCGUAAAACUCUACAGUGUAGAAAGAUUUUGAUACUAAACUGUGCAUUGUACAUAGUUCUAAUGCAUUGUAUUGACCACCAGUACUUCUAUAAUGGUAGAUUGUUUGUUGCAUUCAGACUUUUAAGCAUUAAACAUAAAUAACUUCUAGUACGCUUAUUUUUCUAAUUCUUUGUUUUGGUGGCUUUAGGUUUUUUUUUAACCUUUGGCCUUGCAGUGCCUGUGUAUUUAAAAUGAUGUGUUUUAUUCGAGGGAGACUGGUGUUAAAGCAAUGUGGGUUUUUUAUUGUUGCUGUUUUGUUUUCACUGGAGAGCAGCUAGAAGGGAUAGGAGAUAGACGUUAUCGAUGAUGGAAGUUGCUGCCAAAUACUCGUUGAGUAGCUGUUUCAUUUGAGAAAAUACUGUCUUUCAAAAUGUUGUCAUGCUACUCAAAACCUCGAUGCUUUAGAAUUGGGCUGUCCAGUAUGGUUACCACUUGGUAUUUGUGGCUAUUUAAAUUUAACUUUAUUAAUUUAGAAAUUCAGCUCAUCAGUCACUAUUUCACAUGUUCAGUAGCAACAUAUGGCCAAAGCCUGUAUUUGACAGCACACAUGCGCAGAACAUUUCCAUCAUUGCAGAAAGUUCUGUUGGAUCAGCUCUGCUAUUGAGCUGGCCCGUGGGAUACCAUUUCCAGCUUUUUGGGUUUAGGACACAUUUCCAACGUAACAUACCAAAGCCUUUGAAAGCACCAGGUCCUUUUGGCUGCUGUUUUUUAGAUGUGUGAAGAUUCAGUAUAAAGAGGAACUUAAAUUCUGAAUUCCUGGAACUCUAAAAAACUGACAUAAGGAUGCAUUGGGUAGGUGGGCAGCGGGGAUUGGGAGCACCGUUGAGGUCCAGGUUCAGUGAUGAGCUGGAAGAGAUAACUGACCCUGUAGGUCCUGAGUAGGUUAGAGUUGAGCAGUGCUUAUGAGUUGGAGGCAGCACCUCAGGUGUGUUAUGAGUGUUGCUAGUAAGUCCGUUCAAGCCAGCGGAAAAAUUAAAACUCAUAGUAAAUACAAGGCUAAGUGAUCUCAAAGAUACAUCUUGGGGCAGGAUGGCUGGGGGUGGAAAUAACAAUUAGUAUCUGCUCUGUUCAGAGCACUGUGCUGGCUUCUUUUACGUGUUGGUCACCUCUGCAUUGAUCACCUCAGCUCUUCCACAACCCAAGUUCCUAUAUGGUUCCAGAAACUUAGAAAGCCAAAGGGAAAAGCAGGUCUGAGAAAGGUACUACUGUGUUCAGUGUAUCUGUACCACACGGGAAAACUUGUGGCAUUUAGGUGGAAGGGGGCAGUGGUUAGCCCAAAUAAGACACACACAGCUAGCCUUAGGGACUGACACAGUGGACCAGACUUUGAAUGUUAGAGCAUCUGAUACUGGGUGGCUUUGAAGAGGGGAAGGUGGCGAUCCAUCAGAGAGCUGCAUCUGUAGGAUCUGGACAGUGGCGUCACUGUUGUCUCUUCUGAGAGCUUUGAUUCCACACCUCACGUGGCACAUGUAGGAGUCUGCCUUAUCUCAUGCCGUCUCCACACCUCUUGCCCCAGAGCAACCUUUUUCCCUCUACCACCCAGCUUGGUGCUUGGUGUAUAGUAAACUAAAACCAGUUACCUUGAAGUCUACUCCAACUCAUGGCUACCCCAUUUGUGUCAGAGUACAACUCUGCUCCAGAGGGUUUUCAAUCGCUGAUGUUUUGACAGUAGAUCACCAGGCCUUUCUUCCGAGAUGCCUCUGGGUGAAACUGAACCCUCCAACCUUUUGGUUAGCAACCAAGUGCAUAAACUGUUUUUACCACCCUGGGACUCCGGUGAAGAAGAAAUAACUUAGGAUGUUUGCUGAAUCAGGGGGAGGGUCAGCAUAGAAAUGUAAAUUCUUUUCAUUUUUAAAGUAGUCAUAGCUCAGUUCCUGUGUAUUCUUUUUAAGGAUUUUUAAAAAGUGAUAGAGCUUUGGAGUAGAAGAGAAAAAUCAUUUUGGCACGAGUAUGACAUGUGUUUACUAAACAUCUCAAGGGAGGAAGUGCCUGCCCCAGGGAGUUAAAAUUCCUGUUUGGUGCCUGAUAGCUCAACUCUGUGUUGCCCUUCAGUUUUCUCUUUAGAGAAAUCCAAAACAUUAGAUGUUGAAUUGGAUUUAAAAAAAAAAAAAAAC